This is a messenger RNA of Nicotiana attenuata, 756 nucleotides long. RefSeq lists its product as uncharacterized. The transcript has 3 exons. NCBI's taxonomy places the organism in Eukaryota, Viridiplantae, Streptophyta, Magnoliopsida, Solanales, Solanaceae. The record is from RefSeq and is a predicted model, not a curated record. The coding region runs from base 1 to 756 and encodes 251 amino acids.
AUGGUAACUGUGAGGUCCAUCAUUGCACUGGCUGCUGCUAAACACUGGUUAAUCUUCCAAAUGAAUGUUUACAUUGCAUUCCUCAAUGGUGAUCUUCUUGAGAAAGUGUACAUGCAUAUUACUGAAGGAUUUUGCAGACGGGGAGAGACAAAGAAGGUAAAUAAGACAAGAAGUGAUCUGCAAACCAGCUUCAAAAUGAAAGAUCUUGGUGAAUUGAAGUUCUUUUUGGGAAUUGAGUUUGCCAGGUCUAAGGAAGGCAUGGUGAUGAAUCAGAGGAAGUAUGCCAUGGAAUUGAUCUCUAAAUCUGGCCUUGGUGGAGCAAAACCUGCUGGAACUCAACUUGAAAUGAAUCAGAAACUAACUUCAACAGAGUAUGACAAUUGGAUGAAAGUCAAUCGUGAUGAUGAGAUGUUAAAAGAUCCUAGUAGCUUUCAAAGCACAAAUAAGCUUACUGCCUAUUGUGACUCUGACUGGGGAGCUUGUCUACAGACAAGAAGGUUAGUUACUAGCUACAUUGUCAAGUUUGGAAAUACACUUGUAUCAUGGAGGUCUAAGAAACAAGACACUAUAACAAGGAGCUCUGCAGAAGCUGAAUUCAGAAGUAUGGCCACAUGUGCAGCUGAAGUGACCUGGCUAAUAGGGUUGUUUGAAGAGCUUGGUGUGAAGCAAAAGUUACAUGUUGACAUAUGUGUGACAGCAAGGCAGCCAUUCAGAUUGCUGCAAGUCCAAUUUUUCAUGAGAGGACUAAAUAUAUAG